CGGCGUUACGUCACGCCACGUUCCAGUGCGGAGCUCGGCGCUGACCGGCGGCGGCGGCGACGACGGCGAGUUGUUGGCUUGUGAUGGCGGCGCCUUUCUACCGCGACCACACGACCAGCACCGGACACCUGGAAGCGGCGCCGAUGGACAAGAAGAGCGCGGCGGCGGAUCGGCGUCCCCCGUCUCAGGAGCUGAACGGCGGCUCCGUGCUGACGCUGCCGGAGUCGGGUGCCCAGGCCGACAGGCCCGGAAGCAGGCGGGAAGCCGAGGGCCUCGUCCAUCCACUGGCGAAAGGUAGAAGAUUCUUGCUUGGAGGCAGAGACGAGAUUGAAAAUCCGCACCCUUAUGCAUUGCAGGAUUUGACCAAACAGAACCAACAUGUGGUCUUGGCGGGAGCCCCAUGCUCAGCUCAUACCUCCACCGCAAUCUAUCAUGGCAGUCUGCAUUUGGCCCAGUCGAAAGCAGAUGUCCCUGUCUAUACCAACCUUGGCAAUUACAAUCCAGGCUUGCCCAACACAGGCUCUGAAAGUUAUCCCACUGGCCAUGUUCCCUAUGCAAGCCCAGCAUCAUUACAACAUCAUUUAUCAGCCUUGGCACAGCUCAUGUGUCCAAAAUAUCAAGAAGAGCCCCAGACAGUACCAGAAGUAGGCCCACUAAGUGAAUCUCCACCACUCUCCCCAUUAGAAGAUGGAGGGCAGCAUAUCAAAGCUGAAAAGAAGAGACAGAGAAAUCGCAUUGCAGCAUCAAAUUGUCGAAGAAGGAAAUUAGAGAGAAUUGCAAGACUGGAAGAUAAAGUAAAGACCCUAAAAUCAGAGAACUUUGAGUUAACCUCAACAGCAAGUGUACUACGUGAGCAAGUGGUGCAUCUCAAACAUAAAGUGAUGAAUCAUGUCAAUAAUGGAUGUCAGGUAGUGCUUGCAUCCUCUAGCCUCCUAAAGCCAGAAGAAAACGGCAGCAUUUAAAAUAUCCUGCUUAAUAUAGCUUGAUCAAAAAAUUAGUUCUGCGGAGAAGUGCUGAAUUGGAUGCUCAUCUCGACUUUUGUAUUUCCAAUAAGCUGCUAAACAUAAUCUGAAGUUAUUCUGCAGAAAUGCUUUGAGCAGCUACUUCAAAUGCUUCAUUUUGAAGAAAGAAAAUGGAAAGAAUAUCUGCAGCCCAGUGUACCUCCUGUUGAUGAUUGUUCUAGUUAUACAGGUGUAGUGAAAGGACUGUAACAGUUCACCUAUUUUCUGGAAAUUUUUCUUUGUGUAAACUUACUUUAUUUGCAGUUUAAAAGAAAAGAAGUCACCUUUGAGGAAAGCCUCUUUGCUUACCUUGGAAGGUAUCUGCUGAAAAUAUUUAAAUUGAAAUAAUUAAUUUUAAUUUCCUUUUCCAAAAAAGUAAAGAUAGAAGUAGAAAGCUUAAGUUUGGAUUUGGAUUUUGUUUUUUUUUAAAGAAUAGUUUUGAUAUACAAUUAUAUUUGUGGAGAUCACAAAAGUUUAAUCCCAUUCAAUACACUGGAUCAAAUGUUUUUAAGUGUGGUAAAUAUUGCAAUGGUUUAUUCCUCGCAAAGAUUGUCAACUCAUUUGUUAUACUUUAAAGAGCUUAAAGGAAUUAAUUUCACAUUAUUUGCAAUUGUUUUGGCUAAAUAUAUUACAUGAGUUUGUAUUGCUUUUGUAAGUUACUGUAUGUUGAACAUGCUGAUCAUUGGUGUUAAAAUGGUACAUUGCUGGAGAGGAUUGCUUAACAGUCUGUGAUGGUCAGAGUCCUACCACAUUCCUUAUAACGUGCAUCUUAUUUCUAGGUGUUGGAUGUGGUUCAAUCUCCCCGAGUUGUGGGUUCAAGCUUCAAUCACAGCCUUAGUCUGUAAUUUAGAAGUCCUGAGGGAAUGCUUCAGAGUUUGAGGUGUCUUUGAAUUGGCAUAACUCUUUCUGCCUUGUGCCUUGACAUUUUGUGGACACCUUGCAAAUUAGGUGGCAUUUUCAGUGUCCCACACAACAUUUAAAGUUGAUAAUCUGGUUAUUUAUUUCAUUUAUAUUUGUUGAAACAUGCUGCAGUCAAAUUUCCUGCUUGUUUCGUUUAAUUGUGGUGGAACUUUAAAAGCACCCGUGGCUGGCUAUAAAGCACAAUUAGACAUGCCGAAAUUGUGAAAGGUGCUAUAGAAAUACAGCUUCCUUAUGGUCUUGGAACUUGUACAUCAUUGCAUUGUGUCCUUUUCUGAAACUUAUUAUUUAGUUAUUUGUUCAAUGGUGGUACUUGCUAAUUUAAUUUUAAUGUUAAUUAAAUGUUUGAAUAUUACUGUAUGUUUACUUGCAUUUCCAUUGGGAUGGGCUGAAGCUCUAGAACAAUUUCAAUCAUUUAAAAUUGAGAUAUUCAACCAGUUCUGAAAAUAGUGUUCCUUUUACAAGAUAAAUCUGUAUCAGUUAUUUACAAAAACACCAUGAAGGCAGGCCAUCAUUGCUUACUCUGCCCAGGCACUGGGUUUGAAAGGCAAAAAAGAGGCUUAUAUCUAUUUAUAUUCGAGAUAAAACUUUGGUAAAUUCAAAUAAACAGUUUGUUAACGAUU
Amblyraja radiata (thorny skate) is the source of this 2542-nucleotide messenger RNA. RefSeq names its product transcription factor AP-1-like. Bases 84 to 962 code for a protein of 292 amino acids. Gene Ontology annotation, cellular component: transcription regulator complex. Gene Ontology annotation, biological process: regulation of transcription by RNA polymerase II; regulation of cell cycle; regulation of cell population proliferation. NCBI's taxonomy places the organism in Eukaryota, Metazoa, Chordata, Chondrichthyes, Rajiformes, Rajidae. The transcript has 3 exons. The record is from RefSeq and is a predicted model, not a curated record. Gene Ontology annotation, molecular function: DNA-binding transcription factor activity, RNA polymerase II-specific; RNA polymerase II cis-regulatory region sequence-specific DNA binding; transcription factor binding.